Messenger RNA from Cornus florida, 783 nucleotides. RefSeq names its product 18.1 kDa class I heat shock protein-like. Bases 346 to 783 code for a protein of 145 amino acids. The record is from RefSeq and is a predicted model, not a curated record. Gene Ontology annotation, biological process: protein folding; response to hydrogen peroxide; protein complex oligomerization. NCBI's taxonomy places the organism in Eukaryota, Viridiplantae, Streptophyta, Magnoliopsida, Cornales, Cornaceae. The transcript has a single exon.
UGCUGUAUACUCAUUCCAUUUAUACUGUUUAACCCCCAUCCAAAUCCGACCCACUUAUCUUCAUAAAAUAAAAUAAAAUAAAUAGAAUAAUGAUAUAUAUUAUCAAGUACAUGACAAAUUUCAAAAAAAAAAAAAAAAAAAAGUACAGGAGAAACUAAGACGUUUGUGGAAUAGUGGAGAACACUCUCUCCAAUGCAGCCAUGAUACUACGAGAUACAUCUUAUGUGCUCUAUAUAUUGUACUUAUCACAAUCCACUUCCCAUCAACUAAAAGUCCUCAAAAUAUCUGAGAAAUUUCUGUGUAGUCAUCUCAAUAUAUUCUGAUCAGGUGAAGAAAUAGUGAAUCAUGUCGCUUAUUUCUUGGGACCCCUUUGAAGGCUUCUCAGGCACCCUCGCCAACCCUCCGACCUCUGAUCGUGACAGUACCCCUGGCUUCGUCCAACCACAAAUCGACUGGAAAGAAACCCCCGAGGCCCAUAUAAUCAAGGCUGAUCUUCCGGGGCUCAAGAAAGCAGAAGUGAAGGUUGAGCUCGAAGACGGACAGGUGCUCAAAAUCAGCGGUGACAAGAGAAGAGAGCUGGAGGAGGAGGAGGGGAAGAACAAGAAGGGCAUGUGGCACCGCGUUGAGAGGACCGUCGGAAAGUUCCUCCGCCGUUUUAGGAUGCCGGAAAAUGCAAAGAUGGAUGAGGUCAAGGCUAGCAUGGAGAAUGGUGUUCUUACUGUGGUUAUCCCUAAAGCGGCAGAGAACAAACCAGUGGUGAAGGCUAUUGAGAUUCCAGGCUAA